CCAAUGAGCAUGCCGCGUGUAGCUCCCACUCGCUGGCAUCAGAAACACUAGAUAUCUUCAGUCCCGAGCUGUACAGAUUCAUACAAAUACACACCAGCAUUGGCCAGACAGAGGCUGCAUUCUGCCAAACACACGCUGGGGAUAGGCAGUCAUAAAAAAGAAGGGGACAAAGAGUCCAGCAGCUCUCGCACACACCGGACUCAAGCAGGAUCUGCACCAUGAAGACCAGACUAGGCUGCCUGUCCAACAAAUCCGACUCCUACAGCGACUUCUCCGAGUUCCUUCCUCCUGCCCACGAAACUACAGCCAGGUGUCUGAAACUAUCAACGGAUGAGGUGGUUCGAUGGUCUGAGUCGUUCGAUCACCUUCUCUCUCACAAAUAUGGCCUGGCUGCCUUCCGGACAUUUCUCAAGACGGAGUUCAGUGACGAGAAUAUCGAAUUUUGGAUGGCCUGCGAGGAGUACAAAAAAAUCAAGAGCUCCACCAAGAUGGUGUCAAAAGCAAACAGGAUCUUUCAGGAGUUCAUUGAUGUUCAGGCACCAAGAGAGGUCAACAUUGACUACCGCACCAGGGAAAAGACCAAGCAGAGCCUGGAGGAUCCGUCCCCGACCAGCCUCAACGAAGUCCAGGCUAAAAUCUACAGCCUCAUGGAGAAAGACUCCUACCCACGAUUCCUCAGGUCCAAGAUGUACCAGGACAUAGUGAACAGGGCGCACGCACAAGGCCAGCGGCGGUCUGUUUGACUGAAUCUGAUGAAGACGACAGUGGACACAAAAGUGGACCUAUACUGUAAAUCAUUCAUUACCCCUUUCACAUCUCUGAAUAUACUGUGAAUCUGCAAGGAUGGGGCGACAUGCUUGACUGUUUCCUUUUGUCUACACCAGCUCCAUGCAUGCAAUCCCUCUAGAUAAGAUGUGUCUCAGUGGACUGCACUGUACAGAGAGAGAGAGCGAGAGAGAGAGAGACUGGAGGAGGAUAAGCUAAUUAUUUUACCUCUACUUGGUGCUGGGUGAUAGAAAAUAUUAUCAUGAUAAAAAUGACCAUAUUCUGCGAUAACGAUAUUUAUUACAGUAUAAUCUUGUGCUUUUCUUUUUCCAUCAGUCAUAUACCAUGUCUUUUUAAAACUUUGUUAAAAUGAAAUCCAACAGUUAAUUAAUGAAAUGGUGUGAGUUUAGACCAAAAAUGCCAUAAAUAGAUCUUGAUAGUAAAGCGAUAUAUAUAUGUUCGUGUGUGUGUAACUUACAUUGUUUGUUUUAGGCACUGUCAUUGGCAUAAAUUAACUGCUUAUCCAAAAAGUAUGAAGCAAUUAAUGAACAUUUCAAUAUGGAACAAUAACAACAGAAAGUACUAAUUUUUCGUGGAGCCUCUGGUUGUGGCUCAUUAUAUUUAGAUGCUAAAAUAAAUUUAGCUGUUUUAAUGACAUAUAUGGUAAAAUGUUCAGACUAUGAAAUAAUUGGAAAAGAAAUGUCAAUGACUGACAUAAGAAAAUGUUCUUUUAUGAACAAUUUGACCAUCUUCAGUUGAACUUGCAAUCAUUUGACAUUUGUUCUCCUCACAUGUCCCUUAUAUUUGUACUUUGGAAGAGGGUAGGCCUCUUUCCAUUGACAUAUUAAUGUAAAAUUGGCUGGUGGAGCGAGAUUUAUAGCCGGGUGGAUUGACUUGUGUUGUGUUCCACUGACCCAGUAUUGACUUGAUUAUACUUGAUUGAUUAUAUAAAUAAGUAAAUUGAGAUAAUUAUCGUUGUCACUUUAUUGCCCAGCACUACCUCGUACUUAUCUUCAGUUCUUUGUGGAAUAGACGCUGUCGUACGCAGGUGACUUAGACCUGUUGUGGUAGUUCGUGUUUACACUGAAAAAUGAAGUGAGUGAACACUUAAUAUCUGAAACUGUGCCAAACUAGAUUGCACUUAGAUAUUGAUUAUAGCUACAUAAUCCUGUGUAUUGUAAACUCUUGCAGGUAUUCUACGUGAUAUUUAAAUGUGGAGUAUAAAGGCAGGGUUGGGUUCAUUUUUUUGCUUUCAAUUCACUCAGUUCAGGAAAUGAAAAUAGAAGCUGUUGUAUAUGGUUUAUGCAGAACAUCCUAUUGGACAAGCGGCCAUGAUUAUAUCAUAUCUUUUAAGUUAUGUUUGAUUUAAGAACUAAAGUACCAUAAUUAAAUGCAAUCAUCUUUUUUUCCUUUUUUAAACCACUGCUCAACAUUGGUUUUAAAAAUGUUUUACAAAAUGACUCAUUAUUUGCAUAAAGUGCUGACUAAAUAGUAAUUUAAUAGUAUAUUAAAUCCUCAGUGCUUCCCAUUAAGCUAAAUAUAAAAUAUUUUCCUCCCAAUCCUGUUUAAAGUGAAUUGAAAGCAACAGCCCAACCCCCUCAUAGAAUCUGCUCUGAGUUGAAAAAUGUUGUGCAAAUUUUUUAUUUUCAGCAUGAUGCAAUACUCAGAAUAACUAGAUAUUCCUUGACAUGUACAGUAUGUGAUGAAAAUUACUGCAAAAAAAACCUUAAGUCUAGAAUAUGUCAGUGACAUGACAAAAGUGUUCCCGCGGCAUUUGCACUCCUUUUAAAUAAGCUGAUUGAAAAAGAUUUCCUAUAGUCUGUUUGGGGGGGGGGGGCAAAUGUUUUCUGUAUAGUGCAUGUGUACUGUAUAGGCCAAACUAUUUGAAAUACAGCAAAAACUGGCUGAACAACAUAUCACCCUGUAUGGUAUGUUACUGUGUUCCACAUGAAUGUAACCUCACCCCCUAUAUUUUGUGAUUAAAAUGAAAUCUGCAUCUAUA
Seriola aureovittata is the source of this 2767-nucleotide messenger RNA. RefSeq names its product regulator of G-protein signaling 8-like. The coding region runs from base 219 to 743 and encodes 174 amino acids. The transcript has 5 exons. The record is from RefSeq and is a predicted model, not a curated record. NCBI's taxonomy places the organism in Eukaryota, Metazoa, Chordata, Actinopteri, Carangiformes, Carangidae.